Molecule: messenger RNA, 487 nt
Organism: Impatiens glandulifera
Lineage: Eukaryota; Viridiplantae; Streptophyta; Magnoliopsida; Ericales; Balsaminaceae
Product: RING-H2 finger protein ATL39-like
Exons: 1
Coding region: 14-487 (157 amino acids)
Source: RefSeq, a predicted model, not a curated record
AUUCCGAUCAAUAAUGGACAUAGAGAUAUUCAUAUCUGGGAUUAUGUUAAUUCUUGGUAUUUGUAUUCUUGUUAUAAUACACGCCUGGGUAUCUAACCGGAAUUCAAAUUCCACCGGAGAAGAUGAAGAAGAUGAAGAAGCUAAUCUUAAUAAUCACAAUAGCAUCAAUUCAAGUCGACGACCAAGCAUGGCUAUAGACGACAUCGACAAGCUUCCCACAUUUGAAUACAAGAUGGAAUUAGACAAAACCAAUGGAUUGAUCAUGGAUUGUGCUGUUUGUUUGGAGAAUUUCAAGUUACUUGAUUUGUGUAGAUUGUUACCUGAUUGUAAACACAGCUUUCAUGUCCUUUGCAUUGACUUAUGGCUUGCAAAGACUGCUGCUUGUCCCAUUUGUAGAACUGAUGUCCGGUUGGGAAAGACCGGGGGUGAAGGGAGCGGCGCCGGCGCCGGAGGCGAUCUAACUGAAGUUGGAGAUGGGUUGGUCUGA